Lotus japonicus is the source of this 1927-nucleotide messenger RNA. RefSeq names its product probable WRKY transcription factor 72. The transcript has 4 exons. The coding region runs from base 63 to 1652 and encodes 529 amino acids. NCBI's taxonomy places the organism in Eukaryota, Viridiplantae, Streptophyta, Magnoliopsida, Fabales, Fabaceae. Gene Ontology annotation, biological process: regulation of DNA-templated transcription. Gene Ontology annotation, molecular function: sequence-specific DNA binding; DNA-binding transcription factor activity. The record is from RefSeq and is a predicted model, not a curated record.
UUCCUUUAUAAAAGGGCAUGUGUUAUAUGAGAGAUUGAGCUAGAGAGAUAAUCAUAUUCAUAAUGUCAAAAAAUUCUAGUCCUAGUGGUUCAGAGAUAGAAGAGAAGAGAGUUACUUCUGUUUUUCUUGAUGAUGGUUUCAGCAAUCAAGAAGUUAAAAAGGUAGAAAGGCUCAAAUCUGCAAAAGCUGAGAUGGGUGAGGUGAAAGAAGAAAACGAGAGACUCAAGAUGAUGUUGAAUCAAGUAGAAAAGGACUAUCACUCACUUCAACUACGUUUCUUUGACAUCCUCCACAAAGAAGUUUCCAACAAAGGUGUAGCUGAAAAUUCACCUACUCCCCAUGAUCAUGAAAAUGAAGAACCUGAACUUGUGUCACUUUGCCUUGGAAGAGGACCUAGAGAAUCUAAGAAAGGAGCAAUAAUAGAAAAGUUGAACCAACCAAGAGAAAAAGAAGAUGUGGAAGUGAACCUUAGUCUUGGAUUGGAGUCAAAAUAUCUUCUUUCAAUGGAGGUGGUGUCUGAUUUGAGUCCUGUGAACAGCUCAGAAGAAUUACCAAAGGAAGUAGAGUUAGCUGAGGGAACAUUGAAAACAAAUAAAUCAGCAAAAGUGGUGAAUGUGAAUGAUGACAUUUCAGAUCAAAUGCCUGCAAAGAAAGCCAGGGUAUCUGUGAGAGCUAGAUGUGACACUCCCACGAUGAAUGAUGGAUGCCAGUGGAGAAAAUAUGGACAGAAGAUAGCAAAAGGAAAUCCAUGUCCACGAGCAUAUUAUCGUUGCACAGUUGCACCAGCAUGCCCAGUUAGGAAACAGGUGCAAAGAUGUGCUGAUGACUUGUCCAUCUUAAUCACCACAUAUGAAGGAACCCACAACCACCCACUUCCAGUCUCAGCAGCAGCCAUAGCUUCCACCACUUCUGCUGCAGCUUCAAUGCUUCUAUCAGGUUCUUCAACAUCUCACCAUGCAGGUUACACUUCUGCACUCAGUGGUCUCAGUUUCAAUCAGCAAUUUGGUGAACAAAGAGCAAAACAUGCCUUCUUACCACCAAACCAAGCCUCACAUUUGUUCCCUACAGUCACUGUAGACCUCACUUCAUCAAACAACAUGGCUUCUUCAAACCAAAGAUUUUCUCCAAACAGUCUUAGCUUUUGCUCCCCUCAUGAGCCUAAUUUCACACAUUCCAAUGUUUGGGGUAAUAAGGGGUUCCCCAAUAAUGGCACAUUAAGACCCUUAAACCAUUUCCAAGAACAUAAUUUCUACCAUCAACAAUGCAUGACAACAAACCAAACAAGUAAUUCUUUGGCAGAAACAAUUACCAAAGCAAUCAGCACAGAUCCAAGCCUUCACUCAGUGAUAGCUGCUGCUGUUUCAUCACUAGUGGGACCAAGUGGGAACCAAAAACCAGGGUUGAACUUGAAACUGGGUCAGCAUCAUGAUCAUCAAUUAGUUUCUUCUAAUUUGUUGAACCAGAAUAAUGGGAAAGGAUGCAUAAAUGGCUACUUUAAAAGGUUGACCUCUGCAAAUUCUCAGGCCAGAAACUUCAUGCUUCUCAAACCCACAUUGCCAUUUUCUGUUUCCAAUAGUAGCACAGGCACAUCUCCUUCCAUUGUUAAUCAGAUCAAGCAUAAUUAUGAUCCUGAUAUGAACACACAUCAUUAGCUAUGUUUUCUUCUUUUUUGUGGCCAAGGUUUAGGAUCCUCUUAUUUCAUGUUGAAAUAAAUAUAUAGGACCACACAAAGAGAAGGCAAAACGAGAAAAUCAGCCGAAAAUCAAUGUUGUCGUCCCACAAUCAAGUCAUUCCAUUCCAUUUUUGUAACACUCGAGCAAAUUGUUCAGACUCAAAGGCAACACAGUUACUGAAAUUAAUUACUACGAAUGUGUAAAUUUAAUUAUUUUAUUUUAGACUUAAAUAUAUUUUUAGUCCUUAUAAAUAA